AUAGGGGGGCUGCGGCGCGGCCAGGGACCGGCGCCCAGUGACGUCCCCGCUCCGAAGAGACGCCGGGGCAAGUGACUGCAGCAUCCACCGCAGCAGCCGCCUCCCCCACCCGGGGGGGGACACGCAAGCCCGCCCCACGCCCCAGCCCAUUGCCCCGAGAGCGGCGGGGGGCCGGCUCUGAUCGCGGGGAGCCGGGGCUCACCAUGGCCAACAGACCCAAGACCAGCGAGGCCUUGAAGGUGGUGGCCCGAUGCCGCCCCAUGAACAGGAAGGAGGAAGCGGCUGGGUACGAGAGGGUCUUGGAGAUGGAUGUGAAACUGGGGCAGGUGACCCUCCGGAACCCCAAGGCCACCCCCGGGGAGCUGGCGAAGACCUUCACGUUCGACGCCGUGUAUGACGCCAGCUCCAAGCAGGCGGACCUGUACGAUGAGACGGUCAGGCCCCUGAUAGACUCUGUCCUGCAAGGAUUCAACGGGACCGUCUUUGCUUACGGCCAGACAGGCACUGGGAAGACCUACACUAUGCAAGGGGCCUGGACGGACCCAGAGAAGAGAGGGAUCGUCCCCAAUUCCUUUGAGCACAUCUUCACCCACAUCUCCCGAUCCCAGAACCAGCAGUACCUAGUGAGGGCAUCCUACCUGGAGAUCUACCAAGAGGAGAUCCGAGACCUUCUGGCGAAGGACCAGAGCAAGAAACUGGAUCUGAAGGAGAACCCCGAGACGGGAGUUUACAUCAAAGACCUCUCCUCGUUCGUGACCAAGAACGUCAAGGAGAUCGAGCACGUCAUGAACCUGGGCAACCAGACCCGAUCGGUGGGCAGCACCAACAUGAAUGAGUACAGCUCCCGCUCGCACGCCAUCUUUGUGAUCACGGUGGAGUGCAGCGAGACCGGCCUGGAUGGAGAGGACCACAUCCGGGUGGGCAAACUCAACCUGGUGGACUUGGCAGGCAGCGAGCGCCAGAGCAAAAUGGGGGGGCCAGGGGAGAGGCCUAAGGAGGCUUCCAAGAUUAACCUCUCCCUCUCAGCUCUGGGCAACGUCAUCUCUGCCUUGGUCGAUGGCAAAAGCACUCACAUCCCCUACAGAGACUCCAAGCUGACUCGUCUCCUGCAGGACUCCUUGGGUGGCAAUGCCAAGACCAUCAUGGUAGCCACCCUAGGCCCAGCCUCUCACAGCUAUGAUGAAAGCUUGUCCACCCUCAGGUUUGCCAACAGGGCAAAGAACAUCAAGAAUAAGCCAAGGGUCAACGAGGACCCAAAGGACACCCUGCUGCGGGAGUUCCAGGAGGAGAUCAUCCGGCUGAAAGCCCAGCUGGAGAAGCGAGGGAUGCUGAGCAAGAAGAGGAGGCGAAACAGCCGAAGGAAGAAGGUGGUAGAUGGAGAGGGCAAUACGGAGGCCGAAGGGGAGGAGGACAAUGAUGAUGGCCUGGAGAAGAACAUGGAGAAUUACUUGAAGGAGCAGAAGGAGAGGCUGGAAGAGGAGAAGGCAGCCAUUCAAGAUGACCACAGCCUGGUGAAUGAGGAGAAGCAGAAACUGCUGGAGGAGAAGGAGAAGAUGAUAGAGGAUCUGAGGAAGGAGCAAGAAGCCACCGAGUUACUGGCCAUUAAGUACAAGGCGAUGGAGAGCAAGCUGCUGAUAGGAGGGAGGAACAUAAUGGACCACACAAAUGAGCAGCAGAAGAUGCUGGAGCUGAAGAGGCAGGAAAUCGCUGAGCAGAAACGUCGAGAGCGGGAGAUGCAGCAGGAGAUGCUGCUGCGGGAUGAGGAGACCAUGGAGCUGCGGGAGACCUUCACGUCUCUGCAGCAGGAAGUGGAGAUCAAAACCAAGAAGCUGAAGAAGCUGUAUGCCAAGCUGCAGGCGGUGAAGGCAGAGAUUCAGGACCAGCAUGAUGAGUACAUCAGAGUGCGGCAGGACCUGGAGGAAGCGCAAAAUGAACAGACACGGGAACUUAAACUCAAAUACUUGAUCAUUGAGAACUUUAUCCCUCCUGAAGAGAAGAACAAGAUCAUGAACCGCCUGUACUACGACUGUGAGGAGGACCAGUGGAAGUUCCAGCCGCUCGUGCCUGCUGGAGGCAACAACCAAAUGAAGAAGAGGCCAACCUCUGCCGUGGGCUACAAGAGACCCAUCAGCCAGUAUGCGCGGGUGGCCAUGUCCAGGGGUUCCCACCCUAGGUACCGGGCUGAGAACAUCAUGUUCCUGGAGCUGGACCUGUCCCCCCAAGCUGUGUUUGAAUUUGAGCUGACCGGGGACCAGAGCGAGCAGGACCCACGAGCUCUGCACCUUGAGAGACUGAUGCGCCUGGAUAGUCUUCUGGAGCGGCCGGCAGCUGCCAGGGUGAGGAAGUCCCGAUCCUGGUGCCAGACACCCCGGCUGCUGCCACCCUCAACAACUCACGGUUCCCUGGUGGCCGUGUCCCAGUGUCCCCGCACGAUGCCAGCUCAUGAGUGACGCCCUGCAGCUCCUCCCUUCCCUUCCAUCUUACAGCAAGGACUACGCCACCCAUCACUGGCUGCUUCCGAAAACGCUCGGCCGGGGAAGGGGAUUCCCCACUGGCAGCCUCUCCGCCCGGUCCCAUCUUGUCUUUGUCUUCAGCUACUUCUUGUGUGUGUGUGUUUGUGUGAGACACUCAGCGUCGGUUCCUGGGGACACGGGCGCUGCCUCCCUCCUCCCAUCUGGAUCUGUCACUUUAUUUAUUGAUCAUAUUUAUUUAUGAAGCAGUUUGGCAAUGCAGAGUUAGGAGACAUGUUCAGAAUAAGGCGCAGGCAAGCUGGUGAUGGGCACCAUGCAGAUUGCUCCCUUCUACUACCCUCGCAUCUUGUUUAAAGCAGGAGCCAGCCGCAGCCUGCGGCAGCUGCUUUUUCUUUGUGUCAUUGGCAGACUGCCUGCCCCUAAUGCACAGUCACCUCCUCAGAGGGGGAAACAAGCAGAAGAUGGGGGAGAAGCUAAGCCCUCUCUCUCUGGUGGCUUUCUUGUGAGAUGAGAUCACUCAGAGCUCUCCAUGGACUUCACAUGUGGGGUGGUGGUUUGCUUUGCCAGAUUUCCUGGGAUACCCCACGAGUCCCGUGCACAGGCUGACGGCCACUCCCACAAGUGUUUGUGGAUUUUCUGGCAGCUGGACCUUGCGUUUGCUGGCCAUGGAUGAAGAGACACUUCCUGUGCCGUAUCGACAGCAGCAGCAUUGACGUCUCCUUGAGUUCUGGGCUCAGCUCUCACCCUGUGACGAACAAAGGGGGUAUGGAUUAACCAAACCUAGCCAACAGGGGGAGCUAAAGUCUUCCAGUGAUCCUGGGACUUUGCUCGCCAACCGUCCCGUUUGGCGAUGGCUGGGCUCGCCCCAUUGAGUCAUCUGACGUCCACCUUGGUUCACAGUCCCUCGUUGGGGUGGAACUGCCAGUGGGACUCUCGUGUUCUCCCCAGAGAAGUGCACAGAGGCUGGAGAACAACAUUAUCUAUUUGGAAAGUGACCUUGCAGGUCAAAGCAGAAAUGAAAGUUUCUACUGUCCGUGGCAGCCAGAGGGAAAGAAUCAGUGACGGGCACACGAGCCGGUGCCAGGAGAGGUGACUUGAACACACCUAUCCCUUGCACUGGCUACCUGGACUAGGUGUUACAAGGUGUUAAACUGCUAGUCUCAGGAACAUCUUUGGUCUGGUGCAGGGGCUGUGGAGGAGAGCGGGGCAGCUGGUAAAAGAAGUAGGGACAAGAGGCUAGGCGCUUUUGUCCAGUCCUGAGGGACGAGGAUUAAAACAUGGCUCCGGCAACAGCAUGGACGGCUACUGUUAGAACAAAGUUCAGUGUUCCCGAGUGCGUCGAUGUUCAGCAGUUCAGCUGAGGGCAGGUGCAUCCUCACCUGAGACCUUCUGGGUGGAUGUGCCAGGCCACUGAGUGAGCAUAGACAGUUAUGGGCUCUUGGAUAGUUUGCAAAAGUGUAGUGCCAGGGGAUUGGGGUGAGGGGGUGGAAAGAGAUCAAAGACCUUUGCAAGAUCAUAGUCAAAGAGAAAGUGAUUUUUCAAUCAAGAAGACUUGGGUUAUGAAAUUGUCCUUCCACUGCUCCUGGUCUGAGGCCAGCAUCCUGCUGGAGCAGAAGAAGGAGAUGCGUCCUGGAAUCCAGACGACUGGGCUUGAACUAGGAAAUCCUAGGAGGAUAUGAGGGCUGGCCCCAUAGAGUGUAUUGUUCUGAGACCAAGGGAGUUUCUUAUUAGGGUCUGGCCACCACCUGUCUUGUAGCCUUCUGCACUUACGACUGCUUCCCUCUCUCCCUGUCUCAAUGUCACUGCUGUUUGCCUCUACCACUCUCUCUAAAACUUUCUGCUCCCAAGUGCGCAGCUGUUGAAACCCACAGGCCAUUGAACUGUGGUGGCAACGGAGGAGUGGGAAGGCCUGGGGCCUCACUCAGCUUUCAGAGGGGAGACACCGACAGCAUCUUAUUUCAAAGACUUUGAGUGCUACAUAAAAGGGUGGCGGGAGGGUCACUGCAGGGAUCACUGGGUAGCAAAUCCCUGCAUUAUGGGAAUCAGCUAAUUAGUCCCCCCAGAUCAAGGGCUUUGUUUGUACAGAUUAGAGAGGAACAAACCAUUGCUGAGUCAGUUUUCCAUUUAGUCCCCAGGUCACGGAUGGGUAAAGCACGGCCUAUGAAGUCCCCAGAACUCAACAACAGGGCCUUCAACCACCCUCUUGUUUCAUUCCAUGGUGUAGCCCAUGGAAGCUGCAGGCUGCAAUGUUGUCUUUCAGAGCGUAGCAGCCCUGCCCGCUGCCUGCUGGGAUCUGGAGUCUCAGUUGGCCGCAGGUGCCUGUUUAAAGAUGAAGCCAGCUGCUACUUUUUCCAAGAUACGUUCAGGCUCCCAACCAGCCAGCAUGGAGCUUCCAAACUGGGCACUGGCCAGCGGGUAGGCCCCCUGCUUCUGCAUUACCAGAAUCAACAAUGCUUGUGCAUUAUCACUACCAACACUUCUCUCUAGCGCUCGCCCCUUUCACCAGCUUCUGACAGGGGAAGGAUGGCACUCGUUGUGCCUUGCAUCACUUGAGAUGAUGUGGGUGUGUAAAGCUGGUGAGAGAAGCCGCAGCUGUCUGACUGAGGUUAGAAACUAGCCGUGCCCAUCUGCAGUGGGUAGAAAAGCUAACAGAGCAACCCAAAAAAGCACAUUCAGGUGAGGGAUCCAUGAGAUCGGGUUCAUGGAAGAUCCUCUGUAGGACUGGGGACCAUGCUGCCAUAGAGCAGUGCCAGUCACAGGGAGUGUCAGUGACAGGAGCAAGGGGAGGUGAGAGUGAAAGCUGGGACACAUUCCUACUCUCUCUGUGACCACGGAGAUGUCCCUUCUCUAGUGCCAGCACCAUACUGAAGGUAUUGAAGACAGGCUCAGUCCCCCUUGGACUUACCCCACACUUAUGAAAUUGAGCACUGGGCUGCAGGAGGAAGGAUACACACUGAAAAGUGGGGGUUCCAUGUACCCCCUUCAGAUAUGCUAGUGGCUCCCCAAUUAUCCCAUCUCCAUGCUAAGUAAGGGGGCUGGGUAAGCAGAGACCUGGCCUAGUUAUAUGUUAUAUGUGGCUGGGGGGCAGGCAGGUGAUCAGAUUUUGUGGGAUGGAACUAGCUGAGGCUACAAAUGGGGAGCUGUUGGCAGAUUCUUUGGGGGUGGAGAGUUCACUCUGUUCAUCUGGGGCUAAGGUCUGCAGCUGAUGGUUGGAUCUAGACUGUUCUCAGUGGUACCAGAUGACAGAACAAGGAGUAAUUGUCUCAAGUUGCAGUGGGGGAGGUUUAGGAAACACUGUUUCACUGGGAGGGUGGUGAAGCACUGGAAUGGGUUCCCUAGGGAGGUGGUGGAAUCUCCAUCCUUAGAGAUUUUUAAGGUCAGGCUUGACAAAGCCCUGGCUGAGAUGAUUUAGUUGGGGUUGAUCCUGUUUUAAGCAGGGGGUUGGACUAGAUACCCCCUGAGGUCCCUUCCAAUCCUGAUCUUCUAUGGUUAUAUGAUGGUUUCUCAUUCCUGCUGCCUCACCCUAGAGCUUGGCCCAUAAUGUUGUGAAGAAGCAUGGGGGUCUGUGCUGGUUUAACCUGAGAGAUUUGCUCCUUUACCUCACCCAGAAGCAGGGCACCUGCCUCAGGAUCCCCAAACUCAUUAAACUUCUCUCCAGGCUAGAGGAGAGAGCUAACAUGGAGCGUGAGCAGCUGGGAAUGAUUGCAUGGACAGCAUGCCAGGUGGAGGAGCUUCUCUCCAGUACCAUCCACAGGGAGUGACUUGGGCUCCAUCCCUCCAUGAGUGGGUCAAAAGCAACUCCCCACCCAAAUGCACCGAGGGAAGGUGUGUCCCAUUCCCAGCUCCAAGAACAAAACCUCUUCUCCCCCUUUACUGAAGAGGAACUUGAACUAGCUAAGGCAGCUGCAGAACAGCCUCUCUUACCUUCCAUUUCCACAUUGCUUUGAACGCACAGACUCGGGAUGCCUGAUUUGCAGGAUUGUGUGCCCCCCUGGAUGUAGCUUCAAACACAGCCAGAGAGAGCAGCUGGAUUUUCAUUCGAGCGCCAGAGCCACCUGCAAUGAGUGUGCUGGAAAUUGGCUGAGCUAGACACACAAAGGCACCUGUAGGCAAAUGCAGUUGCCCUUUAGCUCCUGUCCAACCAUUUCUAGGAGUCCAGCACAGGCCAGUUUGGUAGUGGUAGAUACCCAGUUUUAGACAUGUUGACCUCUGGGCCUGCCCACCCACUCGUAAUACAGAGACACCCCUGCUCUCUUCUUUAGCAUGGCAUACAGGCUGGAUAAGUGCAGACACGGGUCACUAGCCUGCCUGUCAAGGGCUAAAUACCAUCUCCCACUGCGUCUUGUGCUGCCUGUUUGCCCUCCGGAGGGCAUUUUCUGUGCCGUGAUGAAGCACAGGACCGAGACAGGAUUACAGCUAUGAUGGGGCCCAUGUGAAAACUCUCCAGCCGUCUCAGCUGCUCUCAUUAAGAAACCUCCCUGGUGGGUUGGAAAUUUGACACAGACAGUUUGGGAUCACAUCUCGCCACUUGGUCAGCUUUGAAUUUUGAUUUAGACCUAAGAAAACUCCCCAGGCAGUGCCCCCAAUCAGUGGCGUGCAGACAGCUCCGCAUGUGCCUGCGCAUGAGUGCCGGGGGUGGCGCUGAGCUCUCAAUGCCUAAGUGCCGCUUUGACGCAUCUGUUGCGCGUGGACAUCUAAAAAUCUCACGCACACUCAAUCUGCUGCUGCCAAGAACCUCACGAUCUUCUUAGCACAAAAACCAAGUAAGGCUGUAAACAAACACUGAUGAGAACCACGAAGCUAGCAGUGGUGUCUGCCCUCUGCCUUGGUACGAGGGGCUGGAUCACUCCCACAGCCUCAUCGCGUUGCUGCAACCUCAGAUGUAUAUUUCUAUUGUUCUUUGUAUGUUGGUAUGUAAGUAUUUACAUAGGAACGUAUGUAGGUGUGUGCAGGUGUGUGUGAGUCACCAAGGGGACUAUUUACUAUCAGUGUGAGCAACGACCGGGCAGAUUCCAGAGGGGGAUAGCAGGUUGGUAUUUUUUUUAAUUGAUCAGCUGAUUGACUGACAAGGUGAGGGCUUUGAUUAGGACCAAAUUUUUGUGCCUGUUGUUAUGGUGAUUUAUUUAAGAAUCAAAAGUUUCCUGUAUGGUGGCCCGUCCUUGUCACUCUAUACAUAUGAAUAUACAGGACAUAUUAUAAAUAUAUAGAUAUUAUACAUACUGUGUUGGGAAAGGUCAUUGUCCCCACACCCCCUCUGGCUUUGGAUGGAGACUUCUUCAAUACUCUGUAAGGUAGCUUUGAUGUGCUGGAAAUGAACAGAAAGUGCCAGCACCAUUCAAAAUGGCAACAAGGACAACAAUAAAGGAAUGAGCAUCAUUGCAAAGAUG
This is a messenger RNA of Gopherus flavomarginatus (Mexican gopher tortoise), 7858 nucleotides long. It is a transcript of the gene KIF3C, whose product is annotated as kinesin family member 3C. Gene Ontology annotation, molecular function: ATP binding; microtubule motor activity; microtubule binding. The record is from RefSeq and is a predicted model, not a curated record. Bases 204 to 2450 code for a protein of 748 amino acids. NCBI's taxonomy places the organism in Eukaryota, Metazoa, Chordata, Testudines, Testudinidae. Gene Ontology annotation, biological process: microtubule-based movement. The transcript has 8 exons.